GAAAAACGAUUUAAUACGUUAUUAUUUAAUGGUUUCCCCCAGGGGUUUCUCUCGUCUGUUGAAAAACUGGUUUCACCUGUUUACCAUGAUGUCAGACCAGAGGGAGAACAAGGAAAAGAUCCUAAUUUUUUCACGGAGUGAACCAGUGAAAGGUGAUGGCGUCUGUUUCAGAGCAGCUUCUGGAAGCUCUGGAUGAUCUAGUCACAGAUGAACUGAAGAGGUUUAAAUGGCACUUAAGGAAUCAUAAAGUUUUUUCAGCUGCUGCUCUGGAGAAUGCAGAUGCUCCUGACACAGUGGAUCUGAUGAUGAAGCGUUUUGGACCAGAAAAAGCUUUAAAGAUGACCGUGGACAUCCUGAGAAAGAUGAACCACAACCAUGUGGCUGAACAGUUAGAGAACAAACAAAAGCAAACCCAAGCUGAGGAGCCUGUGCUUGUUGAACCCAGUUCAAACCUGAUCAGGGGUUCAUUCACCAAGAUUGUCCCCAGGACCAGGAAUGACUUAAUACGAUAUUACCAUCGGCUCACUCUGGAUCUGAAGACAGUAAAUAAACACCUCCAUCUGUCUGAAAACAACAGAGUGAUUACAGGUUCUGACUCAGACCAGCUGUAUCCCGAUCAUCCAGACAGAUUUGAUGUGUCUCCCCAGGUGUUGUGUAGAGAGAGUGUGUGUGGACGCUGUUACUGGGAGAUUGAGUGGAGUGGGAGUGCUGGUGUGUAUAUAUCAGUGUCAUAUCAGAGCAUCAGCAGGAAGGGAGGAGGUGAUAAGUGUGAGUUUGGACGUAAUGAUCAAUCCUGGAGUUUGUUCUGCUCUCCCUCCUGUUACUCGUUCAUACACAACAACAUAUGGAAUGAGCUCCAUGUAGGGAGAUCCAUCAGCAGUAGAAUAGGAGUGUAUGUGGAUUACAGUGCAGGAUCUCUGUCCUUCUACAGCGUCUCUGACUCAAUGAGCCUCAUCCACACAGUCCAGACCACAUUCACUCAGCCACUCUAUCCUGGGUUUAAUGUACGGUAUGGAUCAGUGGAACUGUGUUGAUGAAUUACAAUGGAUACAAUGGAGAUUCUACCUGUAAUACUUAACAGUGAGAUGUUAUAGUCUCUUUAUUUUCUCCUCAUUACAUUAAAACUAUGGCUGAACUUUAGUCAAUGGAAUAACAGAAUAAAUUUGUGUAAUCAAUUAUCAUGUAGAAAUAACUGUGUGUGUGAGUCCUGCCGAGUGAUGAUGUGUAUAUGUUCUUUUCUCUCAGCCUUUAUUUGUGUUGAUUUAAAUCUGUCAUGUAGGUUUUACUGUAGUGUCAAUCGUUUCUGUUAUUACUACCAAAGUAUGUUUGAAU
Messenger RNA from Carassius auratus (goldfish), 1332 nucleotides. RefSeq names its product stonustoxin subunit alpha-like. The record is from RefSeq and is a predicted model, not a curated record. NCBI's taxonomy places the organism in Eukaryota, Metazoa, Chordata, Actinopteri, Cypriniformes, Cyprinidae. Bases 156 to 1034 code for a protein of 292 amino acids. Gene Ontology annotation, molecular function: protein binding. The transcript has 5 exons.